Messenger RNA from Rangifer tarandus platyrhynchus (Svalbard reindeer), 201 nucleotides. The record is from the annotation of a GenBank genome assembly. Lineage: Eukaryota; Metazoa; Chordata; Mammalia; Artiodactyla; Cervidae.
AUGGGUGAUGGGAAGUCCUGGGCGGGUUCCUGUCAAAGCCGGAAGUGGUCAGAUGUGCUCGACAGCAGCGUGGAGGCGGGGCUCAAGACCGGGGCCAGUGAGGCCAUUGCCAUUUUCCAGAUGAGAGAUGAAGAAACUGGGGCCCAGAGUGGAGACAGAAGCAGCAGCUGGCCUCCUGACUCUCAGCCUGCUGCUCCUUAA